AUAAAAUAAAGUAACAUUCAACCAUUAAAUUACGGUUUGCUUAAAAUUAAAACAACAUAAAUAUAAGUGUGAACCAAAACGGUUUCACUUAAAUUAAAACAACAUAAAUAUAAAUGAACAAAAGGAAGACGGCAGAUUAGUCAAAGAAGAAACUUUGUGUAGUUGAAGAAUUUCCAAGACAGAAAAUAUGCCAAGUACAACUACAGAAAGGUAUGCAGUGGUGACUGGAGCAAACAAAGGAAUUGGGUUUGAGAUUGUAAGGCAAUUAGCUUCAGCUGGGAUCAAAGUGGUGCUUACAUCAAGAGAUGAAAAAAGAGGUCUUCAAGCAUUAGAAACAUUUAAAGCCUCUCCUCUAUCUGACUUUGUUGUCUUUCAUCAACUAGAUGUUGCUGAUGUUUCAAGUGUAGCUACUCUUGCAGAUUUUGUCAAAUCCCAAUUUGGCAAACUUGAUAUUCUGGUUAACAAUGCUGGAAUUUCCGGAAUUGAAAUCAACGACAACAAUUUAUUCAGUUCAACGAUUAUUACGAACGGGCAAGCACUAUCCGAUGAUGAGUUGAGACGUGCAAUGACACAAACAUACGAGUUAGCUAAAGAAUGCAUACAAAUAAAUUAUGAAGGAGCUAAAACAACAUUUGAAUACCUUCUUCCCCUUCUCCAAUUAUCUGAUUCACCAAGAGUUGUCAAUGUAUCAUCAUUUUUGGGCAAGAUAGAGAAUGUAUCAAAUGAAUGGGCCAAAGGAGUCUUUAGUGAUGUUGAUAAUCUUACAGAAGAGAGAAUUGAUGAAGUGUUAAAGGAGUUCAUCAAAGAUUAUGAAGAAGGGUCCUUAGAAAGAAAAGAUUGGCCUAGGUUUUUGGCUGCCUAUAUUGUUGCUAAAGCUUCAAUGAAUGCGUAUACAAGAAUUAUUGCGAAGAAAUAUCCUAGUUUCUGCAUCAAUUGUGUUUGUCCUGGUUAUGUCAAAACAGAUAUAACGGCUAAUACUGGUUUCUUCACCGUUGAAGAAGGUGCUUCUAAUCCGGUUAGAUUAGCACUACUUCCCAACGGUAGUCCGUCUGGCCUCUUCUAUUUCCGAAAUGAAGUAUCUUCAUUUUGAAUGAUAUUAUAUGGAGAUUACUAAUAAGUGUCCUGUUUGUUUAAGUAUCAAAAGAGACAACUUUUGACUUGUAAUCUUUAGGACACUUGUUAAUGUGACCCGUUAUUGUUUCUUCAUUGUAAUCUUUAGAACGAUAUUUGGACUUCACAAAAUGCAUUUGUCGGAAAGUUACUUUA
Messenger RNA from Trifolium pratense (red clover), 1266 nucleotides. Its product is annotated as (+)-neomenthol dehydrogenase-like. Bases 188 to 1090 code for a protein of 300 amino acids. Lineage: Eukaryota; Viridiplantae; Streptophyta; Magnoliopsida; Fabales; Fabaceae. The record is from RefSeq and is a predicted model, not a curated record. Gene Ontology annotation, cellular component: membrane. The transcript has 5 exons.